Molecule: messenger RNA, 474 nt
Organism: Plasmopara halstedii
Lineage: Eukaryota; Oomycota; Peronosporomycetes; Peronosporales; Peronosporaceae
Exons: 3
Coding region: 1-474 (157 amino acids)
Source: RefSeq, a predicted model, not a curated record
AUGAGCGGAUUUCUAUCGUCUCCCCAAUCUGCAGACCCUUUGCCAACUAUUUCGCCGUCACCAGCGACAUGGACACCCCAAGAGCUACAGACUCUACACACUGGAUUAAAUACCUUUCCAAUCGAUCAAUUUGAUAAUGUCACACGUUACAUUAAAAUUGCUGCCACAUUGCCACGCAAAUGUGUGCGUGAUGUUGCCUACAAGGUCAAAGCUCUCGGAUAUACAGGAGGCCCAACGACUACCACAAAGCGCAUGAAAAUCGAACGUUACAAAGAUCCAAAUAUUCCGUCAGCUGAGCUUGAGGAAGCACGACUGGUAGCACUUUUACAGGACAAUAUGAUGAGAUUUCGAGCUAAUUGUGACACGGUACUCACUGCGUUGGGUGCCAUCUGCACGUCCAUUCCACCAUUGCCGUUGCAACUUGACACAUCUCUCUUAGAGAACGAGCAAGACAAAAGCGACAACAGUUCAUGA